AUGUUUGCUUCUAAAAAAGCUUUACUUUUCAUCGCAAAUGGUAGUGAAGAAACUGAAGUUGUUGUUCCAAUUGAUGUUCUCCGUCGUGCUGGUAUAAAAGUGACCGUAGCUUCAAUUGAAGGAAGUCGUGAUGCAUUAAAAUGUGCUCAAGAUACUGUUAUUGUACCAGAUAUAUCUAUUAGUGAAGUAUCAACUGAUGAUAUAUAUGAUGUUGUAAUUGUUCCCGGUGGUGAAAAAGGUGCAGCUGCAAUGGCCAAAAAUCCUGCUGUUGGAAAUCUUCUUCAACAACAUUAUUCAAAAGGAAAAUUAGUUGCUGCUAUAUGCGCUGGUCCACUCGUAUUUCAAGCACAUAAAAUUGGUAUUAAAAAUGCCACUGUUACAGCUUAUCCUGAAUGUCAAAAGGAAUUGAAAACAGAUUAUAAUAUUGUUGAUCAACCAGUUCAUCAUUGUGAAUUAAAAACAAAUGAUGGCGAACAUCAUAUGUUAACAAGUCAAGGACCAGGAACAGCAUUUGCAUUUGCAUUAAAAAUUGUUGAAAUUCUUGAUGGAUCAUCGAAAGUUAAAAAAAUUCGUGAAGAUAUGCUUCUUUAA
Messenger RNA from Adineta steineri, 591 nucleotides. The record is from the annotation of a GenBank genome assembly. Lineage: Eukaryota; Metazoa; Rotifera; Eurotatoria; Adinetida; Adinetidae.